Arctia plantaginis is the source of this 1521-nucleotide messenger RNA. The record is from the annotation of a GenBank genome assembly. Lineage: Eukaryota; Metazoa; Arthropoda; Insecta; Lepidoptera; Erebidae.
AUGAAUACUAAUACAGAAAAAUAUAAGGAACACAAUCAAAUAGAGCAUAAUAAUGAACAUGCAAGACUAGAUGAUCAAGAUGUAACAGAAAAAAACAAUUCGAGUUUCAGAGAGAAAAUUUGUAAUGUGUAUAAAAAUAUAACUAUAGAACCAUGUUUAUUUUUGGUAAUGACUGCAUCCACGUUGCACACUAUGGCAUCGCAGAACCUGAAUUUGGAAAAAGCAUGUAGAGUGAACUUAAACUUCUCCACAGAAAUUUGUGAUUCUUUGAUACAACAAGACGGUGAGGCUCAUAGUGAUUAUGAAAGAGAAACACAACAACUGAUAGCCAACACUCUUGUAUGGAAAACUUAUUUAACGGCAACAAUGAUCUGCAUUCUUGCGCUUUUCGUCGGUUCCUUCUCUGACAAAACAGGGUACAGGAAACUUUUCUUAAUCCUUCCGAUAACCGGAUACUUACUCGGUGGUAUCAACAGCAUAAUACAGGUGUAUUUCUUCUAUGAGACCACGUUGGAAAUGCUCGUCCUUUCUGGGGCUAUUAUUGACGGAUUGACGGGAGGAUAUUGUAUUUUAUUUAUGAUAUGUUUUGCAUAUAUUAGUGAUAUUACUACUAACGAGGAUAGAACCUUUAGGGUCAGCGUUCUAGCCUUUUCUGUACUACUUGCCUCUCCCUUUGGAUGGGUGCUAAGUGGGGUGUUAUUAAAUGCAUUAGGGUACUACGGUGUGAAUGGAAUAUUUUUAUUGUUGAAUGCAGUUGCUAUAAUUUACACCAUUUUCGUGAUCAACGAUCCAAAGAAAAGUCCUGAACAACAAAAGUACAAGGGCGCUAGUUGGUGUAAGUUACUCCGUACUUUCUUCAAUAUAUCAAAUUUGAAAAAUGCAUUGAAAAUAAUAAUCCGCAAGGCUCCUAAUAGUAGAAGGUUACGUUUGUGUAUCCUAUUACUUAUGGUGUUAGUAUUAUACGGAUCAGUUUACGGUGAAUCAUCAAUUAUGUAUUUGUUCACGAGAUACAGAUUCCAAUGGGAUGAAGUCCAAUAUAGUUUCUUCCAGAGCUUUAAUUUAUUCACUAAUUUAAUUGGUACAGCGUUGGCAAUUUUGAUUUUCGUCAAAUAUCUUGGAAUGCACGAUUCUUUGCUGGGCAUCAUAUCUGUAUUGACUAAAAUAGUCGCCUUGUUUGUCUACUGUUUUGCUCAAACCGGACUCGUAUUUUACUUGGGACCUAUCAUUGAUACAAUAAACGGGAUGUCAAUGGUGGCUGUACGCUCAAUAAUGUCUAAAUUGGUUGAAGCGCAUGAAAUCGGGAAACUUAGUUCUCUAAUUGGAAUAGUUGAGAAUUUAUCGCCUUUGAUGUACAUGCCGCUUUACGCGAAGGUGUAUUCGGCAACGAUGGAUGUUCUACCGGGAGCAGUGUUUCUCGUAGGAGGUCUUCUGAUGGUUCCUGCUCUUGCUGUACUAUGUUAUUUAUUCUACGAGCACAAAAAGCAAGUCGGUCAAUCUCAGUCUAAUGAAAGUCAGCUUUAA